This is a messenger RNA of Megachile rotundata (alfalfa leafcutting bee), 1220 nucleotides long. RefSeq lists its product as uncharacterized. The record is from RefSeq and is a predicted model, not a curated record. NCBI's taxonomy places the organism in Eukaryota, Metazoa, Arthropoda, Insecta, Hymenoptera, Megachilidae.
UAAAUUUGUACACAUUCUUAAUGUUAAAUUUACUAUAGGAUACUACAGACGGAAGAAAGACAGCUAUACCUCUUAAAUUCUAUCUUUAUUACCCCAAAUUCGUUCCUUCUUCUUCCUGUGGAUCACGUGAAAAUGUACCUUGAUGAUACCAUUUCCUUCGAGAGCAACACAAGCGAGAAACUAUCGAGAGUAUUUCUUGCUAAUGAGAGUAGCUGUCAGACCGUGAUUUAACUCUCGGAGAGCGAUCGUGUAGCAACUUCCAUAAAAAUCUAUACUUGGUAAUAACGCUAUCGGAGAGCUGCUCUCGAAAUAGUGAGCAGUUUCAAAUCCUGAGAGUACUGUCGAAAGAACUACUGGAGAGGUGUCGACGCAUUUGAUGUAAUAAAUUAAAAAAUGACUGUACGAAAAGAAUGGUCGAGGGAGGAGACCUUCAAUUUGAUCAGUAUUUAUGAGAAGAGUUCGGUAUUAUGGGACGUAAAAAACAGUGAAUACAGAAAUCGAGACAGAAAAAAUAAAAUAAUACAAGAAAUGGCGGAAAAUUUUCAAUGUUCGUCAGAAGAGAUACAACGAAAGUUGCAUAAUUUAAGGAACCAGAUGUCACAGGAAUUAAGAAAGAUGGUGAAGAAGAAAAAUAGAAAUGGAACAGAUGAGAUGGAUAUUUCAAACUGGCCGUACUUUUCUGCCCUGAAAUUUUUGAUUCCUGUACUUUGUACAAAUAUGACACAAUCUUCACACACGAACGCAUCAGCGCCUGUUGUUGAACGGAAAGCAGAGAUAGAAGAAUACACGACCGAUAAGAAUGCAGAAAGUGAAGAGGAUGAAACAAUUCAGUUCGUGCAACCACAGAAAAAACACAAGCGCGAAGAUGAUAAUAUUAGGGAUCAGUUAUUUAAAUUGGCAUUCGAAACCCUCGUAAAACAGCCCAAUGAUUACGAUACGUUUGGCCAAUAUGUAGCGUUAGAAUUAAAAUCUUUAAAAUCGGAUUUUAAUAGAGCUAGAUUAAAAAGCGAAAUUCGCAAAAUAAUUGUCCAAAUCGCGGACGAAGAUCUUUACGGAACUACUUCAAAUACAUCAUCUUCUAUUUCAGACACGAUAGCAAGGAUAAAGAACGACGCAGACCAACUUACUCUAUCAAUGCAAUCUUGACCAAAUUAAACUCUUCAAACAUAUGCAGAAUUUGAAUAUUAUUAAUACUGUAAAAUAAAGUGUUUUUAAUUCUU